AUGAAAUAAUCAAUCACUCACAGAUCUCUUAGUAACAAAAGAAACUUUUCAUAGAAUUAAUCUUCAGAAAAUUUAGACGCAUGGGAUAACAUUGGCUUGCUAAAUAAUAGACUUACCUCAUUUUAGUAGUUUAGGACCCCAGUAUUUAAGAAGUAUCAAGGUGAUAAAAUACUUUAGCACAAAAGAAAAUCAACUUAUGAUGACAGUUAGCUACUCCCCUAAAUAGAUAUGUCGCUCAAAAUAAAUAGCUCUAGCCAUCAUAAUUAAGUUGCAAAUAAAAAGAAUCACGCAGUCUUUUUUCAAAGUCCCUUGAAGAAGGAAGUUAAGAGUGAUAAAAUUAAGUUGUUGGUGAUGUUAAGCUAGCUUAAAAAAGAAUACUAAAAGAACAAAAAACCAUCAUAAACUGUUUGUCUCUUGCUGUAAGAAGUACUGGAAAUCCUUUAAAAAUAAGAAAACAUUUAUGGUGAAGAUAUGAAAGCAUUUUUCUCAAUAAUUAAUGAAAUGAUAUUUUGUGUUCAGCAGGAUGUAAUUUAAUGUAUAUCUAGAAUUUAAGUUUCGACUGAAAAUAAGCUACAAGAUAAUUUAGUUAUAAAACCCUAUUUUGAAUACAUAAACAUUAUGAUGGAAGAAAUCGAAAGACAUAACUAGAAUUCUAUAAAUUUUUAAAAAAAGCUUGAUAAGGAGAUAUCUUAAUAUUAAAGUUAAAUCAAACAAAGUGAAGUUAAACUCUAUGCAAUAGGAGAAUCACAGAAGCAAGAGAUUGAAUAGCUUAAAAAAAUAUAAACUGAAGAAACACAUUUAAUGUAACUGCAAAUUAACAACAUUUAAGAAGAGUUGCAACGAGCUAUCAAAGAAAACUCUAUUGUGAGAGAAUCAAACGAAAAAUGGAAAUCAAAAUUCGAGGAUGAAGAAAAAAAGUUCAUAGAACAAAUUCAAUAAACUCAAGAAUAUAAAAUCAAAUUUGAAAAUAUAAAAAGCUAAUAUGAAUCCUGCCUUUAGCAAAUUGAGAAUUUAGAAAUUGAAAACACUCAAAUAAAAAGAGAAAAAUAUGAAUUAGAAGAAAAACUUGCUUUAAUGACUCCUAGACCCAAACUCCAUUCACAUAAUUUUUUUGAUUAAAUGGGAAUCCCUUUUAAUGAUUUUGAGAGUAUAAGCACAGUAGAUAAAGUAGAGAAACUGAAAGAAAAGCUUGAAGAAAAAAUGAACGAAUUAAUAGAAUUGCAUGAUUAGUAAAAUAAAAAAUAGCUAAAAAAGAAAGGUAGUAAAAUACUCGGUGUAUUUGUACAGACAAAGCGAUAGAGCUCCACAGUAGAAGAUAAGCUUGGAAUAACAGGAGGUUCAAAAUAAAGUUUGGAUAAGUCUCCAACAAGAAAAAAAUAAAAUGAUAUUAAAGCUAAGUUAGAUAAUUACUCUCCUUAGUCUCCAUUAAAAAUCACAAUCAAAGAUAGUCCUUCAAUGCAACUGAAUUAAUCUGCACUAGCAUCUAUUAAAAGAAGUGCAAAAAAAUCCUCAACUUAGGUAGAUUUAAAUAAAUAUGGAACUCCUUAAGAGAAAAAUAAUCAAUCUUACGAAGAAUAUGAAAAUCUCCCAUAAUUAAAAAUCUAAACAAAAUCUUAAGUGCUUUUAAGUUAACCUGAUUAAAUAUCAAAUUUUAGUGUAAAAUCCAGGUAAUCAGAUGAAAGAAGAGUUUAGUUUAAAUAACAAACAAGUGAAUCUGAAUAAGAUUCUCCUAACAUAAAACUAUCAAUCAAUAAUAAUAGAUUUUCAAAUAUAAGCUGA
Molecule: messenger RNA, 1779 nt
Organism: Tetrahymena thermophila SB210
Lineage: Eukaryota; Ciliophora; Oligohymenophorea; Hymenostomatida; Tetrahymenidae
Exons: 6
Source: RefSeq, a predicted model, not a curated record